UUAAAGAGAGGGCAGCUAGUUUUCCGAGCUCCUGGCGUCAUUCAAUCAUUUCCUGAUUGCAAUCAAGCGAUCGGCGCCCGUGUGGAGAACAAAACACCGCCGGUGUGAACAGGACAGACCCAGAGUCUGCGCAGAGAAGUGACAAGAGUCAGGGUUUGUUUGUGCUAUGGCAGGUGACAGGACGGAGCGCGCUUAGCCGAUGCAUCAUCAUCAGACGCAGUCGGAUCUGAAGUCUGGCUGGCCCUCGACUGGUGACUCGGGAAACCAUAACUGGAAUAACACAAUGGACGCUCCUCAGUACCCAGGCUACCCAUCCCACUACUGGUAUCCUCAGUCUCAUUCCACAGGACACUAUGCAAACACCUAUCCGUCGGGAUCAGAGGUUCAGCCCCAGUACAACCCACAGGUGAUGCCUGGAGGUUAUCCAAACGGCCAUGGUGUCUACAGCCCACAGCAGAGUCAGUAUUCAACAAGUGGUUUCCACCCGUCCAACCCUUUCUACUGUGCUGACCCUCAGAGACCAGCUCCAAGUCCUUAUCCUAACCAGGGCUGUCCAGCAGAGCAGGGCAGUGGGCCGUCUGGGCAGCCCCACGCUCAACACCAACAUCAUCACUAUGCUGGUCCACACUGUCAAGGGACACCUGGAUAUCCUCCUGGACCGUACCCUCACUAUACUGAAGGUGGACAUGCAAUGCCUCAAAACUCCCCAUAUCCCACAGGCCAGUCUCUCCAUCCCAAUCCUCAGGCUGACGCAUGGGCACACUCUGGUGCAUAUGGACACUCACAGCAGCAAUGGCAGCCAGGCCAGCAGCCUCCACAAAACCACUAUGGAAGUCACGUCCGUCCACCACAUCCUCCAGCAUGGCCGGGGACUGGAACAGGCGCUCCGCCCCCAUACCAACCCAAGGACCAACUGCACCAGCGUGCACCACAAGUGGGACCUAAACCCAGGCCAACCCCAUCCCAGAAUCCCCCCAACGGAAAGCCUGCAGAAAUAAGUUCACCUCCUCAAAUGUACAACAAAACAGGGAGAGGGGAACUUAAACCCUCACAAGGGGACCCCCCGCCCUCACAAGCUCCAGCUCCAGGCCCAGCUGGACUUCAGCCCCUGAGCGACAACCCUGGCCUUGCUAAGGUCCAGCAGGUCAUGGCCAGGGUGCUGCUGCUUCAGGAAGACGUUGAUGAGUUUGUCGGCAAAAAGACAGACAAGAGUUACCGGUGUCUGGAGGAACUGCUGACCAAAGAGCUGCUGGAGCUGGACUCUGUGGAGACUCAGGGACAGGAGAGCGUCCGGCAAUUCCGAAGGGAGGCUGUACAGAGGAUCCAGGCCAUUCUGGACCAGCUAGAGAAGAAAGCCUUCUAAAGCGGAUUUAUUUAUUGGGUUUGUGGGUCACUAAGUUUUGCUGUUUCCUUCUUCCAGAUCUUCCAUGGACACAGUGAAGGUCUAGUCUUGUUCUUCUGAGCUGUUAUCUGUAGGCCUUUUCCCCCCACCAUCAUGAUAUGAAAUGCCUGGAGUAAAUGGCAGGGACCCAAGAACUAUUACUAGUACAUGGAAUCAAACUUUUCAAGCCUAAUUAUGCUGGUAUGGGUGACAUGGGGGUAGUAGAAAUGCAGACUUAUGGUUGUACAUAUCUGAAAACUUUCAGCCUCAGUGAGGGGCUGUGGCGACCACACAACCUGCGGCUCUGCUCAGCUCAUCUUUUACGUCAUGCCCUUGUCAGCAUAAUGCAGGACAGGGUCACUGGAGGAUAGAUUUAUUCAGUGCCACAUAGCAACUGUAAGUUUUCGCUAACCUGUGAUACAGAGUCAGAUUAUCAUCAUGCUGUCCCUCAGGAUUCUGGAUCAGUCUUAUUCUGAUCCUGAACACUUGCACUUCCUCAGCUGUGUCCAUCAUUAUGUCUCUCAGACCAUUUGCAUGAAAUUGUCCUUACCCCUGAUAGGGUCCAUACGCUUAGUUGCUCCUUCACAUGUCUGCAGGAAUAGGUGCAAUGCUUUUCCUUUCAGCUCCCAGCCCCGCAUGCAUUGUAAUGUCAGAUAAGCACUUGAUACAGUCCUGACAUCUCCGAGCUCAUGAUUGGACGUAGAGAGUGGCAGGCUAUUGAAAAGCCCCUGAAGAUUACUGUCCCCAUUUUAUCCAUGUUUUGGAUGAAACUGCUUUCUAAAUGCAGAUGUUGAAUCAGACCUCAUGUAUUUCACUAUUGUUAUAGCAGAUCCAUAAGGACAUGAUUAAGAAUUACUUGAAACGCUGUUGAAUUGUGUUAUCCCCCCCUUUUGAACACUUAUAUACAUAGGAUUUAGAAAUUGAUUUAUUUUUUCAGAAGUGUUCAAUCAGUUAAGGAAACUAUGUACUUAGUAUUGCUUUGUGUAAAGGACAAUUUCAGUCACAGCAAUCUGAUAAGCGCUUUACAUUCUGUUUCCUCUAGCAAUGAAAUCCUUUAACUUUGCACCACAAUCCAUUGUCUUGUGUAGCACUGGUAUUUUUUUUCCUCAAUCAUACCUCCCGUGUUGAUUUAGAAAAAAAAAGAGUGCCAUAUUUCAGGGGAUGGUUUUAUAUCAUUAGAAAAAAAUAAAAACAGAUGAUAAGAUUUGCAUGAAAGAAACUUCUGUCAUAUGUGUUGAUUUCCAUGUGCUGCUCUGUUUAGAUGGAGCACAACUGUACAGUCUCAGAUGUAAUGCAUGUGUCCAACCCAUGAUGGGCAUGUUUGCCUGAUGGAUAUCAAAGUUAUCACAGGUGAGGAAAAAACUGAAAUAAUUAAAUGUAUAUAUUUUUACCACAGGA
Paralichthys olivaceus (Japanese flounder) is the source of this 2779-nucleotide messenger RNA. It is a transcript of the gene bag4, whose product is annotated as BCL2 associated athanogene 4. Lineage: Eukaryota; Metazoa; Chordata; Actinopteri; Pleuronectiformes; Paralichthyidae. The record is from RefSeq and is a predicted model, not a curated record. Gene Ontology annotation, cellular component: membrane; cytoplasm; cytosol. Gene Ontology annotation, biological process: protein stabilization. Gene Ontology annotation, molecular function: protein-folding chaperone binding; adenyl-nucleotide exchange factor activity.